UUAUGUUUUGAUGUGGCUGUAUAUUUCUAAGAUUAUGUAUUUUUUUUUAGUAAAUAUUUUGAACAAGUGUAUAAAUAGAUAUUAAUAAUGUCAGAAACGGAUACCUUGAAAGAGUCAAUUCGACAAUAUGAGGAACAGUUACUACAAGUACAACAAGCACUAGCAGUAGCAAAUGGAUCAAACAGAAAUGACUUAAUGAGUUUGGAGUCAGAUUUGAAUGAAAUAAUUCAGCUUUCUAAAGAAAGUCUUGGAGAAUCAGAAAAUGCAUCUUGCAGUUCAAAAAAUGAAUCUAGGAAUUGUAUUGAUGAUGAAUAUAAUUUGUUCAAAGCUGAGUUAGCACAACUGGAGGAUCCAAAAAGCAAUGAAAGUUCAAGUUCUACAGCUGAUUCGACUAGUAAAUUAGAAGAAGAACUAAAAGUUCUUGAAGGACAAAAAUGUAGAGCUCCACAUGGAAGCAUUUGGGGAGGCAUUAGUUAUCAUAAUGCAAUGAUUUGUUCUAUACAUAAAAGUGACAAAGAACUAUCUGGCUUACAUAACAUUAUGGUAAGAGUCCUCUUUAUUCAUCCAACCCAUAAAGAAAUGUUACCUUGUCCUUAUUUCCUAAAUGGAUCUUGUAAAUUUUCUGAAGAACAAUGUCAUUUUUCUCAUGGAGAACUAAUUCCAUUUUCAAGAAUUAUGGACUAUAGAGAGCCUGAUUUUUUAUCAAUUAGAAUGGGAAGUAGAGUACUAGCAAAGCAACCAAAUAAAUUAUGGCAUAGAAGUGUAAUAUUAAGAAUUCCUGAUGAUAAAGAUGAUGAAUAUCAAGUUAAAUUUGAAGCUAGUGGUAAAGUUUUAAGUGUUGGAGUAGACGAAAUCUGUCCAUUAGAUGAUGAAGGUUUAGAAAUGUCAGAUUCAUCAGAUGAUAGUGAUUAUGAAAAAGAAGUACAAGCUUGUAGGAAUGAAGAAUUAGUGCAUAAUUCAUUACUGACAAAUGCUCCCACUCAACGUUUAGGAGAUUGGGAACAACAUACACGAGGAAUAGGUAGUAAAUUAAUGGCUCAAAUGGGAUAUAUUGUUGGAACAGGAUUAGGGAAAAAAUCUGAUGGCAGAAUAGAUCCUGUUGAAGCUAUUGUUUUACCAGCUGGAAAGUCAUUAGAUCAUUGCAUGACUUUGAGAGAGAAUGCUGGUGGUGAUAAGGACCUUUUCAGUGUUGAAAGAAAAAUGCAAAGACAAAAGAAGAAAAUGGAUCAGCAACGUCAGAAAGAAUAUUUAAAAAUGAAACACAGGGAAAAGAAUGAUGUAUUUAAUUUCAUGAAUACUACUCUAGGAGAUAAAAGAAAAGAUUCUGAAUCCAGCAGUUCCAAAACGUACAAAGAUUUGAAAAAAGAAUCUGAUAAAAACUUAAGUGUAGUCAGUUACAAAAUUGGAGGAGAUAUUUCAAGGCUAGAAAAAGAAUCAAGUAAACUGCAAAAACAUUUGAAGCAGUUUAGUCAAGGAAGUGUUCAAUAUAAUAACAUUGCAUCCAAGUAUAAUGAAACACAAAAACAAAUCAGCAAAUUAAAAGCCUCUGAAAAACGGAUAGCAUCAGAACAAAAUCAGCGAAAGUUAAAAAUGAAAAUGACAGAAUUUUAGUAUUAGUAUUAUAAAAAAAUUUCUUCCACAAGAAAUUUUAUUUUAAUUUAAGAAUUUAUGUAUAUAUAUACAUAUUGAAAUAUUUAUAUGCAAUAAAAAUAAAUGUUAUUACA
Molecule: messenger RNA, 1724 nt
Organism: Phymastichus coffea
Lineage: Eukaryota; Metazoa; Arthropoda; Insecta; Hymenoptera; Eulophidae
Product: zinc finger CCCH-type with G patch domain-containing protein
Exons: 9
Coding region: 88-1611 (507 amino acids)
Biological process (GO): regulation of transcription by RNA polymerase II; negative regulation of DNA-templated transcription
Cellular component (GO): nucleus
Molecular function (GO): metal ion binding; RNA polymerase II cis-regulatory region sequence-specific DNA binding; DNA-binding transcription factor activity, RNA polymerase II-specific
Source: RefSeq, a predicted model, not a curated record